AGUCAGCAGGCAGGCAGCAGUCAGGCUGCCAGUGUUGGGAAACUAGUGAGCUGCGAACUCGCGUAGAUUUGAUUUUUCGACGAAAGUUCCUCCGAUGUUGGCGGUUGCCAAAGACGCGAGUGUGGACGAACGUCAUACCCGCUGACACGGAAUGACACGAUUAGAAGAUCGAGCCGGCAAAAGCAAACUCUUGCUACCUCCGCACAGAGAACUACACCUUGAGACAGUCUAGAAGAAUCCAAGCAGGUCGGCCAUGGAUUCCAUGCCCAAGCCUCCGACACCGAUGGACGUCAGCUGUUUAGAAGCCCCGUCACCUCUGGCUUCUAUGGAGCUGGCUUCUUCGCCUCAGCCGGGGUCGUCAGCUACGCUCGGAAAUUCCCCGGAAGGAACUCAAGACGACGAGUCAAUGGGAUCUCCGCCCAUCGACGAGCGUUCUCUUCACGAAAGUCUCGCUAAGAAUCGGGAAAAGCUCCAAUUGAAGCUGCUCACCAGGAGGCCCAUGCAUCAACUCGUUCAACAAGGGAUCAUCCCUCGUGAGUACAUCGCACUGAAAGCUUCUCCGCAGUUCUUGGAGCAGAAACAUCGAUUAGAGAGGGCGAAGAUGGGUGAUUUCCUGAAGAACAAGAUGCAACAGCGUCCUGACCGCGAUACCCUGAUCCGCGCUCAUAUUCUUGAGGACACUUCGUCGAAAUUGGAUCCGUCGCUCCAAGAGAAACAGCGUCGCCUGAAACGGGCUCGUCUGAAGGACGACCUCAACGAUCGUCUAGCGCACAGACCCGGGCCCCUAGAGCUCAUUCGUGGCAAUAUCCUCCAGGCGGACGAAUCUUUUGCUCAAGCACUCAAAGAGGGAACAAUUCCAUUCAAGAGAACGUGUGAGGGUGAUCUCGUACCCAAACCAGAACCGAUCUCAGACUCGAGCGACGAUUCUCAACACGGAACAGAGUCCGCCGAGUCGGCGUCCACCCAAGUGCGACCGGUCAUUUCUGCGACGUCGUCUCCAGAGCUCUCGACGACAACGUUCACCAGCUCGAAAGUAAUCGAGGCUCCGGCCGGCAUCGCGAAUCAUGCGAUUUUCAACAGAAUCAAGCCUCAAGUCCCGCCUCAGGCAACGCUAGUUUUGACAGCUGCCGAUCCAGUGAUUCUCUGCACGAGGGAAAAUGUCGUCAACACCUCGAUCCCGGUCCCCCCGCCUUUGCCGCCGACGCCUGUGAUUUUCACUCUUGCCAGCCAGCCGCCAGCCGUCAAAACUCGUCCGCUCCAACAAUCGAGCGUUGCGCAGAGUUCCGCGAAGAAAAAAUCCGUGACUUCCGCGACGAAAAACGGUGCCUCAGCCCCGCAACAAACUCCGAAUAAGAAUCGGAUAAUAAAGUUCCACGAAUACAAAGGACCCCCUUCCGCCAUGAAGGAUAAAGACUUCAUCGACCCCAAGAAAGAGAGUCCAUACGAGCUUCUGCUCCAACAGCAAAAAGUUUUCCUCCAAUGGCAGACCGAAAACGGUCAGGUUGGCGGGUCGAAACAGAAAAUCAUACUGCCUGCUCCCACGAACCCACAACAGAGCUCAGCCAUAAGCAGCGAAGCAUACAAACUGAGAUGUUCGAAGCUGGAGGACAUGAAGGUCCCCGACCUCAAGAUUGAGCUUAAGAAAAGGAACCUACCGGUUUCUGGUUCGAAACCACAGCUGAUUGAGCGACUGAAACCGUUCUCGGACGAAAUAGCCAGGGAGCGUGACCACAUACCGAGCAGGACUCAUAUUCCAAUACGUUGCAGAAAUUCCAUGAAUUUGACCGCGGAGUCGACAUCGAUAGACGACAUGGGCGCGGGAGACGCCGACAGCGUGCUUGCCAAAAUGGAUAUAUUACACAAAGAACUUCUGGAGAAGCAGAGAAUCCAGUCGCUCUUCCAACAUCAGGUCCAAAACUCGCCCCCGACGAAUGUUAUCACAAUCACCGACGCGGGUAGCGACCAAGCGAUCCAGGUCAAUCGCGUUCUCUGCCAACCCGGAGUGCAGAUAAUUCACACGAAACCUCAACUGGUCACUCUUCAAAUGACCAAGUCGGAACCCAGUGUGCUCAACGUCACUGGUCUCGCUCCUCAGAAGAUUACCAUGGUCAGCCAAGUGCCAGCUCCGACGGUCACUACGGCGGUCGCUCCAACAACGUCCCAGAUAGAGUCGAGAGUACAGCAACAGCCGCAGGUCAUGGGUUUGCAGCCCGCUGCCCAACUGCUUAAUCAACUGCAGCCAGUUCAAGAAGCCAACAGUUUGCCAAUGAAACCAAUCGCACCACUGCAGUCAGAGGCCACCGUCAUGGAAAAGCCCCUGCUGCAGCAACAUGCCCAACCCCAAAUAUACAUACAGCACCGACCCGCGACGAUGGAUCCGAACCCGGUCCGAUUGGCUUCUUCGGAUCGACAUUCCUCCGCCACCGUACGGGCCGCCGCCCUGCCUCGAAAAAGCAGUUUAGUGACUCAGGAAGAGGUCCGAAGUCAUUCCAGAACCCACUCGCUCCCGACCGAUAUCGACAAGUUCAUGAAGAAUCCCCCCGGCUACAACGAAGCUACAAGACAACUCCGCAAAGACAAUGAGGUCAACUUGAACGAUAUAUUAGAGAUAAUUUCUAAGCAAGAUUCCGCUGUGGAGUUCGAGGUCACCCGCAAUCCGGAAACCGGUGUGGUGACUCUGAAAGAGGCAACUCGCGAUACGCCAAAAACGUCCCAAAUCGUCACGCCGGAUAUCAAAACCCCCGUCAUCAUCAAUAAUUCUUCAACAAGAUUGUUUGAGAAAGAAAAUCACUAUUCUCCUGAAAACAUGACGAAACCCGCCCAGCAGAGCAACCUCUUCGAUGCGAAAUUCGCGGGGUCUAACAGCAAAGACGUCGUGUCUUUCAAAUUGGGCUCUGCCGAAUCUAUGCCGAAGAACGACCAGAUCGUAUGCAAUCCCAAUGCGGCGAAUCAUCCCAUGGAAGGCCAACUCCGACAGGUGGAGGACAAGCCAGUUUCCGAAGAUUUCCCCGUCAACCUAGACGAUCUGGAAGCUAUGGAUUUGACUUUCGACGACCACAUGAUGCAACAGAGCUCAAACCAUUCGAAAUUGCCCUUCCCACACAUUUCCCUAGAUGGCGACCACAUGUCGACGGAUUUCCAAGAACUCGAUUGGUUGACAAAUGACUUGCUUCAACUCAAGAGCGAUCCCAUCGGGCAGUCCCUCAACACACCGGUGCCGCAGGGUGGGCCCUUGCACACACCCGACGUAUCGUGCAUUGAUCCGAUGUUAUCGUUUAGCUUGAACUCCGCCAAUAAUUGCGGGCUCAGGGACUCGAAGGGGAGCAGUAACAAUAAUUCGGCGACGCCAGUCUCUCUCUACAGCGAUAUGCAGGGACUCGUGUGUGACGACAUAAUCAUGGCCGAUUGGUCGAAUGCGGCGCACGGACUCGAUAUCCAUAUGUAGAUCUUCCGAGAAGCUGUCGUGGAGCCAUGCGCCAGAGGCGUCUGCACGGGCCGUGCGAAGAUCGCGGUGAUUCGGAAUGGUUCUUGCUCAGGAAUUCUUUCAUUCACGGCAUCCAGAGCCGAGCCCCGGGAUGCGCCGGGAAUCCAGAGGUAUUCUCUUUCGGUACACACACAGAGAAAUUUAUAGUGAAUUAAUUAUGUACACUGUUUGACUUUCUGAGCACCACCAAUUGUUCAACGAUUGCUGGCCACGACUACAGCUGCUACGAUAAUGUAUCACUGUUUUCUUUUUUGUUCAACGAUCUUUGUUUGUGUUGGAAUGUCAUCGAUCUUUGAAUGUACAUGUAUUUAUUAUAUAUAUUCUCCGAGUCUAGUCACAGGGACUCAUGGGUGUCGCUUGGCGACCCUGGUACAAAAUGUUCUCGUAGUAUUCGCUGUCGGAUUGAGGAAAUGCCUGAUUUUAAUCCAUACUUCGGGGUUGGGACGGGACUUCUGAAUUGUCGAUCGAUCUGGGGAAUUCGUCAGAACUUUAACUGAUCGGAGCCUCCCCAUAAAUAAUACUAUUCGGAAUCGGAGUCCUUAUUCCUUCCAUUCCUGCUAUCCUGACCAAGAGUGUGAGGCCUUUCGAAUCAGGGGAAUGCCGAGAGUUUCCCGCUCGGCUCUCCCGAAUUGAUAGGAUCAGCGAGUUCUGUCUCGCGAUUGAAUUUCAUUCUGGCGGGUGGAUCUUGGAUCGCUUUCGACUGUAGUAUCCCGAAAGACUGACGUAUCCGGAAAGGGACGGAGAUUUUCUAUCGAUUGUCGAUCUGAAUGGCUCUGCCGUAUACAUAUCACACAGACAGAGAGGCACUUACCGGUCUAUGAGAAAGAGUUCGCGAUAGUAUCGAUUGCCUGGUUCGCACGCUCGUUUUGACACCCUUUGAGGAGCUCUGUAUUCAUUGUUGCCUUAAUUACUGUGAACACAUUCAGUCUUGUUAAGCUCGGCACCGACCGUACGUGCGACUGACUCGGAUAGCUUCGGCUCAGAAUCUGAAGCGGACGCUGUCGAAGCGAUAUCAGGAUCACGGGCAAAAACGCAAAUAUUAUCAGUGAUCGCUCCUUCGAGAACAAUGGAUGAUUAAACAGAUCCCGGAGUUAUACAUGGGUGAGACGGACGCUUUUCCGACAUCGUUUGUGGUGUGUGAGGCUUGCGAAUAUGGAAUUUCUAUCGGCAGUUUUGCGGCAUUUGUUUUCGGACCGUAAACACUUGUGUUGGAUCUUCUCGAUUCGCGAAACUCGGUUCAUUGCUCAAACGCUGCCAUCGUCUGCCGAUAGACUAGAGAGUUUUGUGAAAUAGUGUAUCGCUAUUUCUUUGUUCUGAAUGUGGAUCAGCUAGGACUUGUGGUAGAGUGUUGUAUCAUACAUAUACAUACGAUAUAGGGUGGAACUAUUUAUUCUCCAGCUGACUAUCAGACGAAUAUUGAGCGCU
Molecule: messenger RNA, 4909 nt
Organism: Galendromus occidentalis (western predatory mite)
Lineage: Eukaryota; Metazoa; Arthropoda; Arachnida; Mesostigmata; Phytoseiidae
Gene: Mrtf
Product: Myocardin-related transcription factor
Exons: 12
Coding region: 254-3445 (1063 amino acids)
Biological process (GO): positive regulation of transcription by RNA polymerase II
Cellular component (GO): nucleus
Molecular function (GO): transcription coactivator activity
Source: RefSeq, a predicted model, not a curated record